Messenger RNA from Sinocyclocheilus grahami, 792 nucleotides. RefSeq names its product SLAM family member 5-like. NCBI's taxonomy places the organism in Eukaryota, Metazoa, Chordata, Actinopteri, Cypriniformes, Cyprinidae. The record is from RefSeq and is a predicted model, not a curated record. Bases 1 to 792 code for a protein of 263 amino acids. The transcript is spliced from 5 exons.
AUGGCUACAGAGCAUGAUAGGAACAUGUUUGUGAUGAUAGGAAAGAGGGGAGGUGUGUUUGGUGAAUUUGUGUCAGUGAUGGAAGGUGAUUCUGUCACACUAAACACGGAUGUUACUGAAAUACGUGAAGACGACGACAUACUGUGGAAAUUUGGAGCUGAAAACUCUCUCAUAGCUAAAAUCAGCAUUGAGAAUCACAUUUUCUCCAUAUUAGAUGGUCACAGUGGGAGAUUCAGAGACAGACUGAAGCUGGACGAUCAAACUGGAUCUCUGACCAUCACAAACAUCACAACUCAACAUGCUGGAGACUAUAAACUACAAAUAAAGGGAGCAAAACGGUCAGCAAAAACAUUCAGUGUUUCUGUCUAUGCUCGUCUGCCCACUCCUAACAUUACCAGAGAUUCAUCAUCAUCAUCAUCAUCAUCAUCAUCAUCAUCAUCACAGCAGAAUUGUUCAUUGGUGUGUUCAGUGGUGAAUGUGGGUCAUGUGACUCUCUCCUGGUACAAAGGAAACCGUUUAUUGUCCAGCAUCAGUGUGUCUGAUCUCAGCAUCAGUCUCUCUCUACCUCUGGAGGUGGAAUAUCAGGAGAAAAACAGCUACAGCUGUGUGCUCAACAAUCCCAUCAGCAACCAGACCAGACAUCUGGACAUCAGCAAAAUCUGUUACACACGUUCAGUUCAGACUCUUAACAGACAGAUCACUUACGCUAAUCCAACAUUCCACAAAAGAAACGCACAGAAAUGGAAUGCUGAAGUGGAAAAUCAUGUGGAGUAUACAUCUGUUGCCAUAUGA